AGUGACUCGACCGGUUAGAUCCCGGAAGAAACAGAGACCUUCACCUUUCUACGAGAAGCGAACGGUCAUUGUUCAUAUCCACACGAUAUUUGGGAGAAAGAGGGAGAUUCUGCUUCAUCCCAAAAGAGGUCAAAAGAGAGAGACGGAAGUGUUUUGAAAGGAAGCAGUUCAUUUCUGAAGGAAAUUGGAAACAGAUUUCAUAUUAAAGAUGACGUUUGUCUUAAAAUCUUUAAUUUCUGUUUGUGUUGUGUCUCAAGUGUUUCCGACAUUAAGUGCAGCCGUUCAGACUGCCCUUUUGGGCAAAACAACUAUAAAAGCACCAGUAUUAAAACGCCCUGUAUUCACUCUUGUUCGCUUCUUAAACAUACCCUGCUCCUCUCCUAAUGGUCAGCUGACAGGUGUUUGCUACUCCCUUAGUGAUUGUCUGCGGAUGCAAGGCACGCAGAUAGGAACUUGUGCAUCAGGAUUUGGAGUUUGCUGCAUUUUUCAAAGAACAUGUGGAGCAACAACUAAUCAAAAUGUAACUCAUUUCACUAAUCCUGGAUACCCUAAUCCAAUAUCAGAAUCAUCGGAAGUUUCAUGCACUUUGACACUAUUGCGACCGAAUAAAGUUUCAAUUUGCCAAGUGAGGCUGGAUUUUCUGGAUUUUACAAUAGCCAAUCCGACAGACGGUGACUGCUUAGAUGACCGAUUCAGCGUUCAAGGAGUCAACAUAAAUGCUCCAGUUCCAACGAUAUGUGGGCACAACGCAGGACAACACAUGUAUUUAGAUGUAGACAACACCAUUUCCCCUAUUCUUCUCAAAGUAUCUACAAAAGGCUUAGGGCGAAGAACGUGGAACAUUCGAACUUCUUACAUUGAAUGUGGAAACCCAUCUAGAGCCCCACCGAACUGCCUUCAGUAUUACACUGGAAUCCAAGGUCGUUUCUCUAGUUUUAACUUUGUCCAAGACGAAGCAUCUGCUCCCAAUGGCGGAUACUUGAACAAUCUCAAUUAUGCUAUCUGCUUUCGCAAGGAAAUAGGUCGUUGCAGCCAGACUUACGUAGCUGAUAGCAUCGACAGUUUCGUUCUGCUGAAUUUGAACCCAAAUAACUCCCCAACAGUGGGGAGUGGCGAAGCCGGUCUAGGAAUUGCUGAAUGCCCUCACGACUAUCUGCGUCUGGAAGGAGAUCGAUAUUGCGGCGCCAGACUCAACCCAUCAACUGGCAGAAAUCCCACAAAUAAUGCUCCUGUGACAGAUACUUCAGUAGGUCCUUUUAUUGCAAGAUUCCGGACUAACUCGGAAAAUAAUGCAGCUGGAUUUAAUUUGCAGUAUACCCAGAACCCCUGCAAUUAAUGAAAGGAGUUUGGAAAUAAAAAUCCGUGUGUUCAGAUUUUCACCAGGUGCAGUCUGAAUUCAGCUUUUGGAAAUGCUCAUUUUUCUGUAAAGUGUGGUUUUUUGGUUUCAAUCAUGUUUGGGACUAGUAUUCCAUUAGCACUAUUCCAUUAGAAUUUCAACCAAAGAAUAAAUUGUAUCUUGUCACUGAC
Molecule: messenger RNA, 1527 nt
Organism: Argiope bruennichi
Lineage: Eukaryota; Metazoa; Arthropoda; Arachnida; Araneae; Araneidae
Exons: 7
Coding region: 209-1336 (375 amino acids)
Source: RefSeq, a predicted model, not a curated record